This is a messenger RNA of Clarias gariepinus (North African catfish), 866 nucleotides long. RefSeq names its product exosome component 1 (gene exosc1). Gene Ontology annotation, biological process: RNA processing. Gene Ontology annotation, cellular component: nuclear exosome (RNase complex); cytoplasm. The record is from RefSeq and is a predicted model, not a curated record. NCBI's taxonomy places the organism in Eukaryota, Metazoa, Chordata, Actinopteri, Siluriformes, Clariidae. The transcript has 8 exons. The coding region runs from base 16 to 600 and encodes 194 amino acids. Gene Ontology annotation, molecular function: RNA binding.
ACUCCUCUUGAAAACAUGUCGCCCAUGAAGCUGUGUGUUCCAGGUGAAAGGCUUUGCAGUGUGGAGGACUGCACCCCCGGCGCGGGCACGUAUCUGCGGCACGGCUCCAUUUUCGCCUCGCUGGCCGGCUACGUGCUCAGGAGGAAUGAAGGCGAAGAGCUACCGGUGAUCUCAGUAGUUAAAGAGACAGAAGCCCAGCUUUUGCCUGACGUCGGAGCCAUCGUCACCUGUAAGGUGACGAGCAUCAACCCACGGUUUGCUAAAGUGCACAUUCUCUACGUGGGAUCCACCCCUCUCAAAGACCGCUUCAGAGGCACCAUCAGGAAAGAAGACGUGAGAGCGACAGAAAAAGACAAAGUAGAGACGUAUAAAAGUUUCCGGCCCGGUGACAUCGUCCUCGCCAAAGUGAUCUCACUGGGUGACGUGCAGUCGAACUACCUGCUGACCACGGCGGAGAACGAACUGGGCGUGGUCGUAGCGCACAGUGAGGCAGGAGUACAGAUGGUUCCCAUCAGCUGGUGUGAGAUGCAGUGUCCUCGAACGCACAAUAAAGAGUUCCGCAAAGUGGCGCGAGUGCAGCCGGAGUACCUGCAGGCGUGAGCGGCAAACUUGACCCCGGAACACACAGCUUCAUACACACACUUGUACCGAGACUCUAGCAGUAAUGUGGAUGUUACUCAACUGGAAUCCAUGAAGCCAGUUAUGUUAGAAAGGAGCGCUUUGACCCUGUUAGCGUAGACAAGUUGAAUCCUUGCUUUCUCUUUUCUGAAACAAAACUGGAGUCGAGACACGUGGAUCAGAACUCAAGACCCGCCGGUUUUCCUCCCCUCCAGCGGGAGUUUGUGAAUUAAUGCUCGUUUAUUUUA